AUGUAUGGUGCUACUUCAAAAAGUAUUAGUCAAAAUAAAAAUGAUGGUCAAAUUCCUAAAGCUAGUAAAAUUGAUAGUUCCAAAGAAUCUGCUAGUGAUGAAAGUAUUAUUGAAUAUAGUUAUAAUAAAAAAAGAAAAAAAGCAAAGGUUAAAAAAUUGGUUGACAGGCUUGAGAAUCCUCCUAGUGAAAUAAAAUUACACUUAGUAUUAGAAUGUAAAGAUGUACCAGGAGAUACUAAAAAAAAAUAUUUACAUAUUAUAACAACUUCCAAAUCUUCAAAAAAAAAGAUGAAAGUUGAAAUUCAAUCCAAAAUUACUGACAAAUUUCAAUCAGCCUAUAUAGAUCAAAGUCAAGAAAAUCUUAUUAACAAAGCUUUAACUCGCUUCUUUACUUGUUGUGGAAUUCUAUUUUGA
Molecule: messenger RNA, 414 nt
Organism: Dentiscutata erythropus
Lineage: Eukaryota; Fungi; Glomeromycota; Glomeromycetes; Diversisporales; Gigasporaceae
Source: the annotation of a GenBank genome assembly